Messenger RNA from Pecten maximus, 11079 nucleotides. Its product is annotated as protein dimmed-like. The transcript has 3 exons. NCBI's taxonomy places the organism in Eukaryota, Metazoa, Mollusca, Bivalvia, Pectinida, Pectinidae. Bases 1014 to 1625 code for a protein of 203 amino acids. The record is from RefSeq and is a predicted model, not a curated record. Gene Ontology annotation, molecular function: protein dimerization activity.
AUUGUACUGAUAACAAUGUAAUAACUAACUUUGUACUGAUAACAGUGUAAUAACUAACAUUGUACUGAUAACAAUGUAAUAACUAACAUUGUACUGAUAACAAUGUAAUAACUAACUUUGUACUGAUAACAAUGUAAUAACUUACUUUGUACUGAUAACAAUGUCAUAACUAACUUUGUACUGAUAACAAUGUAAUAACUAACAUUGUACUGAUAACAGUGUAAUAACUAACUUUGUACUGAUAACAAUGUCAUAACUAACUUUGUACUGAUAACAGUGUAAUAACUAACAUUGUACUGAUAACAAUGUCAUAACUAACUUUGUACUGAUAACAAUGUCAUAACUAACUUUGUACUGAUAACAAUGCUAUUCGUUACUUUGUACUGAUAACAGUGUAACAUGAUAACCAUGCUAUCCGUUACUUUGUAUAUUCCUGUAAAAUAUAGUUUCGUGUAACGUGCACUACCUCGGUUCAUCCAUAUAACCGUACACUUUAAAAUAAUUAACAAAUUGACCAUAACAGACGGACAUAGUCCAUGGAGACUAACGUUGAUCAGGUAUUGCGGGCUUAUCAGUGCCAGUAGGCCGUGUGUUCACUCCCACGGCACUCACGGGGUCCGAUAGACUUAUCACACCUGUCGACUGUACAGCAGCCACACUAAAUCUCCCUCAAUAACACGACACCCGAAACAUUGUAAAACGACUGCAUUGGAUACGUGCGUAGGAUAUAGGAAGCUGAUAGGUAUUAUCCACUUGAUCUGGUCGUCAAUUCAACAUUUAACAGCAUUUCAUUCAUGGUUUCAUCUCGGUACAUACGUGUGGGGUUUUACUCUGUGACUAACACUUCCGAUUGACGGCGACUGUUGAGGCGACAUAUAUUGUCACAGGGACUCUCACCUGGUUCUGUCAACACACAGACAUCGGAUGAAGUGCCAGACCUUCUUGCGACUUACCGAUUUGGGAUUUUAAAGGACUAAAAUAACCGCACAGAUCAGCACAUUUACGAACUAGCGAUGCGUUCGUUGAUUGAGGACGUUCGGUCGUCCUGCGACUUUGAUAUGACGGAAGGUAACCAACCAACAGAUAGUUACUGGGAUGUCCCCGGUCUACGAGGCAGUGAUUAUUCGAUCCGGAAAAGGCCAUUUAAACAAGGGCCAGGAUCACCGUCAGAUUCCGGCGGAAGUUCCACCACAGAAGAAUCAGGAGACCGGAAACUGAAGAGCCCCAAAAAGUCAUCUAGGCGAAGAAAAGGUGUGAGUGCUAGGGAACGUAACAUACGUAGAAUAGAAAGCAAUGAACGUGAGCGCAUGCGCAUGCAUUCGUUAAACGAUGCAUUCCAGGACCUGCGGGAAGUGAUUCCCCAUGUUGAGUUGGAAAGGAAAUUAUCAAAAAUAGAAACACUAACAUUAGCCAAAAACUACAUCAAAGCCCUCACCAACGUUAUAUGUGAGUUCCGGGGAGAAAAGGGACCAUACGCAUUCGAGAAGGCAAAAAUAAACAAUAUCGAGGACAUGGAUUCUUCCGACGAGUUGGAACCAAUUCAAAACCAAUGUUCUGAUAAUGAAAAUGUGGAGGUAGAUGACAAUUACGAUAUGCAAGAAUCUCUUGGAAGUGUAAGCGACUAAAUUCUGCAGUUUUUUUUUCUUCUGGAGACGGGAACUUAACGUGCUAUAUUGUAUUCGUCAGUCUCGUUGUUACGCCAUGGUUCUCAUCCAUACGGUGGCCCGAGGAUGGGCGUGUCCCCAAGUGUUGAGGAGGGGCGUGUCCCCGUGUGUCACGAGGAGGGUCGUGUCCUCUUGUGUCGUGAAUCGGGGCUUUUCCCUGUGUGUUGUGAGGAAGGGCGUGACUACCCCGUGUGUGAUAGAGGGAUGUGACCUUUAAGCUAUCAGCAUGCCUCUAAAGGAAUGUAAUGAGAUUUUCUAUUUGGGAUUAUUUUGGUGCUCGUCAUGUUUGCGGAUUGACACAAUAUCUUGAUCGUGAAAACCGUUAGGCCACGUAAGGAUGGGACAAAUCACUCCACUUCACUCCAUUCGUGUAAUUAUUAUAACAUACAUGAUAUAUGAUAUAUAUAUAUAUAUUUUCGAAUGAUAUUUUGAUAACUUUAUUUUGAGAAGAUUUGUUACAGAACUGGUACCAUAUAACAUUCCAUCUUUACUUCAUCCAUAUGUUAUACUACCGUAGCAUACGUCACAUGACCGCCCGUGACGUCAUACUGCCGCCCGUGCUUCCACGUCCCAUAGACUGUAUUUAUUUUUCAUGCUCAUUUCAUGAGGGAGGCGGUGAUCGUAGAAGUCGUUGACUGACGCUCAAAUAAGAGACUGGCCCGUAGGGAGCGGCUCGCUAGCGCAUGCUGGCUAGCUUUCUGUGUAUAGUUAGCUAGGAGAUGAAUCGCUACUAUAGUAUAUUUUACCAUAUAUAUUUAAUACACUAAACAUAUUUAUUUUAUUAUCGCCUUCAUAUGUAUCGGCGGUUCGUUUUAUUUUCAUGUGAAGCCUGUACACAAGGAAAAAUCGAGCAAUUCGAUUUCUUUUUCAAUUUUAUGUUAUUUUAUGUCAAACGUGUAAAAACAGUAUUUAUUUUUUUAAUAUAUUGAAUUCCAAUUUGAAGCAGUUUCAAGCUUUAAAAGAAAAUACAGAAAAAUGUUUCUUUUAAGUGACUGUUUUCAUUUUUUCGGGCGUAGUCAAAUGCAAGCACACACAGAGAGUUGGUAAACACAACGUACUAGGUCUAGUCACACUCUGUAUGUAUGUAUAACCAGCUAAAACCCCUUUACAAUGACCAAGAUUCUGAAAUGAAAACUCUUUACUAUUAGCAUGUUUCUGAAUUUAGUGUUUAUCUGAGCUCCGAUGUAGUUAUCCCAAAUACACAUCCAGAAAUUCAAGCUUAAUUAUCAUACACUGUUAUCUUCCUCAUUAUCGCCUGUUUGUCCUCUUUAACGUUCCGAGAAAAGAACUGAACUCCUGAAAAAAGCCAGUAUCAACGUCAUGGAUUCCAUAGCAACGACAAAUAUUUCAAAUUUUAAUCUAGCAUAUCGUAUGUUUUUAUAUCCUUCGUAUAAUCAACGUUUUCAGUAAGAAAUCAUAUUAAAGUUCAUACUUAAAAUAAGUCAUUCAAAAGGACUUAAUUUCGCGAAAGGGUCACCAUAUAAUGUAUGUAUGUAUCACUACGCACAUGACAGAAAACAACAUGACACGAGUCGGCUAGCUACUCGUAUGACUUACUAGAAAACAACAUGACACGAGUCGGCUAGCUACUCGUAUGACUUACUAGAAAACAACAUGACACGAGUCGGCUAGCUACUCGUAUGACUUACUGUGAACUUCUCGGACUGCUACACUAUUCCAGAUUAGCGAUUUGUCGGAUUGUACAGGUUUCCAUGCUAUGACAGCAUAAGACAUGUUUUCCAUGUAUAUUAGGUUCGGUUUGUAUAAUACCGAUUGUACUGCGAUCGGUUAAGGACAGUUCACAAAUUAUACUGGUUAAUCAUAUAUCAUAUAUAGGUUGUUAAACAUUUUGUUUCCAUAUAGUAAAUAAUAGUGUGACAGCUAUGACAUUGGCAGCACGUGCUACUGAUUACGUACUAGAGCGGGAUCCUCUCCCCAGGUUGUUACUCAUUGUUCUUUGAUUUAUAAUUAACUCGGUUAAUUUAUUGACUGCCUCAUCACAUACAAGUUUUAGCACAUUGUAUUGGACAAAUAGAACGAACACAAGCAUUACACAGUGACAAUGUGAACUAGACAUUACUUUAGCUGCAGAAACAUCAGUUAUCAGCUUGGAUGAAUUUAAUAUGAGAUAAUUUUAAUUACUCUUUCAUGGCAGUGACUACAGGUGUAUAACGUGUUGUUCCGGACUAUAAACAACGUUGACACCACGCAAUGUGUUGUUCCGGACUAUAAACAACGUUGACACCACGCAAUGUGUUGUUCCCGACUAUCAACAACGUUGACACCACGCAAUGUGUUGUUCCGGACUAUAAACAACGUUGACACCACGCAAUGUGUUGUUCCGGGCUAUAAACAACACUGACACCACGCAAUGUGUUGUUCCCGACUAUCAACAACGUUGACACUACGCAACGUGUUGUUCCGGGCUAUAAACAACACUGACACCACGCAAUGUGUUGUUCCGGGCUAUAAACAACACUGACACCACAUAGUGUCACCUCUCUCCCGUACACUGGAGAUAGUCGAGACCUAGUCACUUUUGAUUCCAUCAUGGAUUUAAAUCAAAUGAAAGUAGACAAGUAUAUUUCAGAGCGAUACCAUAAAACUGAUGAUUAUUGCAUUUCUUAAUUAUGAAUACAUAUCUAUACAUAUGUUGCUGGUUGAUACUAACAGCAAACCAUUUUCGCCUAUUGAAGUUGCAUAUAAACUUAUGUAGAAUAUAAACGGUUUUAUAAGAAAUACACAUAAUACGUACAACGUUUACAUGUCUACUUCAACAACAGCAAUUAAACGGGGUAUUAAACGUGUCAGUUUUAGCUGACUGGGUAGUUCUUAUCUCUCUGUGUGUCGCUUGCAAGGUUUCAGUUUUUUUGUUUUUUUUUUGUACUUUUCAUUUUAUCUUCUGAAUAUGUUUUUCAUUAGUUAUAGAAAUAUAUCCCAAACUCAGCACGAAUUCAUAAUAUGGAUUUGAUAUAUAUCAACACGACCUAUGUACAUACUAUUAUAGUAUUAUAUAUAUACUUCUAUAAUGUGCAUAUACGUAAAUAAUAUUAUAUGAUAUAACAUAUGUAGAUUAUCCUAACACCACUACCAAAGACAGUGUCUCAACACCUGUCUUUCUUUUGUGUAUGGCUGCUGUUACACGUGUCUCUUGGACACACAGCUCACACAAUCGGGUCUUGUAACAUUGAGUUAUGUGUUAUACUAAAAAGCUCCAAGACUCAAUUAGUUCCAUAUGACACACUGAGCUCUUUGUCAUACACUGCACUCUAUGACAUACAAUUAACUCAAUGACACCAUAAGCGCUCUAUUACAUGCAGUGAGCUCAGUGACAAACUAAUGUACGCUGUGUUAUAAUGAGAUCAGUGGCACGCUGAUGGAAGCCGUGUUAUAACGAGCUCUGAUACACAUUUAUGUAAGCUGUGUUAUAACGAGCUCUGAUACACAUUUAUGUAAGCUGUGUUAUGAUGAGCUCAUUGCCAGGGAUGUAAGCUGCGUGAUAACGAGCUCAGUGACACUAAUGUAAGCUGUGUUAUAACGAGCUCAGUGACACUAAUGUAAGCUGUGUUAUAACGAGCUCAGUGACACUACUGUAAGCUGUGUUAUAACGAGCUCAGUGACACUAAUGUUAGCUGUUAUAACGAGCUCAAUGACACUAAUGUAAGCUGUGUUAUAACGAGCUCAGUGACACUAAUGUAAGCUGUGUUAUAACUAGCUCAGUGACACUACUGUAAGCUGUGUUAUAACUAGCUCAGUGACACUAAUGUUAGCUGUUAUAACGAGCUCAGUGACACUAAUGUAAGCUGUGUUAUAACGAGCUCAGUGACACUAAUGUAAGAUGUGUUAUAACGAGCUCAGUGACACUGAUGUAAGCUGUGUUAUAACGAGCUCAGUGACACUAAUGUAAGCUGUGUUAUAACUAGCUCCGAUACACACUAAUAUAACCUGUGUUAUCAUUAUCUCCGUGACACAUUGAAUUUGUUCUGUGACGAAAAUGGAGUUUGAUGAGUCACACCUGGCUUACACACGGCUGUGAAACAUCAAGACUCGUUGAUACACGGUGCUAUUCUACAGGUAAAAGGUUAACCACGCGCUUUUUACCAUUAUAAGAAAAAAAAUAUUAUUUUUGUACUUGCCACUAGGCGGUAUCUUUAUAUUACAAUACUGCCCCUAGGCCCCGUGGUCUCUGAUGCCCCGUGUAAUUUCUCCUUAAUCUAGGAUUUAUAUGCGAGAAUUCUUUUUUUGAUAUUUUUAUUUUUGACACUUUCUUUUGUAUGAUCGAUGAAAUACCAUACUGUGUCAACUGUACAUCUUCAUUCUCCUUAUCACAGUUGUCAUUACUAGUAAUCACACGUAAAUCACUGUACACUGUCUUUACUAGUAAACACGCGUAAAUCACUGUACACUGUCUUUACUAGUAAUCACGUAAAUCAUUGUACACUGUCUUUACUAGUAAUCACGUAAAUCACUGUACACUGUCUUUACUAGUAAUCACGUAAAUCACUGUACACUGUCUUUACUAGUAAUGACACGUAAAUCAUUGUACACUGUCUUUACUAGUAAUCACGUAAAUCACUGUACACUGUCUUUACUAGUAAUGACACGUAAAUCAUUGUACACUGUCUUUACUAGUAAUCACGUAAAUCACUGUACACUGUCUUUACUAGUAAUGACACGUAAAUCAUUGUACACUGUCUUUACUAGUAAUCACGUAAAUCACUGUACACUGUCUUUACUAGUAAUGACACGUAAAUCAUUGUACACUGUCUUUACUAGUAAUCACGUAAAUCACUGUACACUGUCUUUACUAGUAAUGACACGUAAAUCACUGUACACUGUCUUUACUAGUAAUCACGUAAAUCAUUGUACACUGUCUUUACUAGUAAUCACACGUAAAUCAUUGUACAAUGUCUUUACUAGUAAUCACGUAAAUCAUUGUACACUGUCUUUACUAGUAAUCACACGUAAAUCACUGUACACUGUCUUUACUAGUAAUCACACGUAAACCACUGUACACUGUCUUUACUAGUAAUCACACGUAAAUCACUGUACACUGUCUUUACUAGUAAUCACACGUAAAUCACUGUACACUGUCUUUACUAGUAAUCACGUAAAUCACUGUACACUGUCUUUACUAGUAAUCACGUAAAUCAUUGUACACUGUCUUUACUAGUAAUCACACGUAAAUCACUGUACACUGUCUUUACUAGUAAUCACACGUAAACCACUGUAUACUGUCUUUACUAGUAAUCACACGUAAAUCACUGUACACUGUCUUUACUAGUAAUCACACGUAAAUCACUGUACACUGUCUUUACUAGUAAUCACACGUAAACCACUGUACACUGUCUUUACUAGUAAUCACACGUAAAUCAUUGUACACUGUCUUUACUAGUAAUCACGUAAAUCACUGUACACUGUCUUUACUAGUAGUCACGUAAAUCACUGUACACUGUCUUUACUAGUAAUCACGUAAAUCAUUGUACAUUGUCUUUACUAGUAAUCACGUAAAUCACUGUACACUGUCUUUACUAGUAAUCACACGUAAAUCACUGUACACUGUCUUUACUAGUAAUCACACGUAAACCACUGUACACUGUCUUUACUAGUAAUCACACGUAAAUCACUGUACACUGUCUUUACUAGUAAUCACACGUAAAUCAUUGUACACUGUCCUUACUAGUAAUCACGUAAAUCACUGUACACUGUCUUUACUAGUAAUCACACGUAAAUCACUGUACACUGUCUUUACUAGUAAUCACACGUAAAUCAUUGUACACUGUCCUUACUAGUAAUCACGCAAAUCAUUGUACACUGUCUUUACUAGUAAUCACGUAAAUCAUUGUACACUGUCUUUACUAGUAAUCACGUAAAUCAUUGUACACUGUCUUUACUAGUAAUCACGUAAAUCACUGUACACUGUCUUUACUAGUAAUCACACGUAAAUCAUUGUACACUGUCUUUACUAGUAAUCACGUAAAUCAUUGUACACUGUCUUUACUAGUAAUCACGUAAAUCAUUGUACACUGUCUUUACUAGUAAUCACGUAAAUCAUUGUACACUGUCUUUACUAGUAAUCACACGUAAAUCACUGUACACUGUCUUUACUAGUAAUCACGGAAAUAACUGUACACUGUCUUUACUAGUAAUCACGUAAAUCAUUGUACACUGUCUUUACUAGUAAUCACGGAAAUAACUGUACACUGUCUUUACUAGUAAUCACGUAAAUCACUGUACACUGUCUUUACUAGUAAUCACACGUAAAUCAUUGUACACUGUCUUUACUAGUAAUCACGUAAAUCACUGUACACUGUCUUUACUAGUAAUCACACGUAAAUCACUGUACACUGUCUUUACUAGUAAUCACGUAAAUCAUUGUACACUGUCAUUACUAGUAAUCACACGUAAAUCAUUGUACACUGUCUUUACUAGUAAUCACACGUUAAUCAUUGUACACUGUCUUUACUAGUAAUCACACGUAAAUCAUUGUACACUGUCUUUACUAGUAAUCACACGUAAAUCAUUGUACACUGUCUUUACUAGUAAUCACGUAAAUCACUGUACACUGUCUUUACUAGUAAUCACGUAAAUCACUGUACACUGUCUUUACUAGUAAUCACGUAAAUCACUGUACACUGUCUUUACUAGUAAUCACGUAAAUCAUUGUACACUGUCUUUACUAGUAAUCACACGUAAAUCACUGUACACUGUCUUUACUAGUAAUCACGUAAAUCAUUGUACACUGUCUUUACUAGUAAUCACGUAAAUCACUGUACACUGUCUUUACUAGUAAUCACGUAAAUCAUUGUACACUGUGUUUACUAGUAAUCACGUAAAUCACUGUACACUGUCUUUACUAGUAAUCACGUAAAUCAUUGUACACUGUCUUUACUAGUAAUCACACGUAAAUCACUGUACACUGUCUUUACUAGUAAUCACGUAAAUCAUUGUACUCGCCUUCUGUAAUAAGACAUUAACGUAAGUCGGCAUGGACAAAGUUCUGGAGGUUAAGCAGCCUACGACUGACUCAAACAUUACUGGUAGUGUGUACACGACAGGCUCAAACAUUACUGGUAAUGUGUACACGACAGACUCAAACAUUACUGGUAGUGUGUACACAACUGACUCAAACAUUACUGGUAGUCUGUAACAACUGACUCAAACAUCACUGGUAGUCUGUAAACUACUGACUCAAACAUUACUGGUAGUCUGUAAACAACUGACUCAUACAUUACUGGUAGUGUGUGUACACAACUGACUCAAACAUUACUGGUAGUCUGUAAACAACUGACUCAAACAUUACUGGUAGUGUGUAAACAACUGACUCAAAUAUCACUGCGACUUAAAAUGUUUCGUCAACAUGUUGGUACUCACUAUAAGAUCAAUGUUUGGUUUUGAGUACACUUGUACUCUCUUUAGUAAUGGCCUUAAUGAUUUUGACAAAUUGCUGACCUGACUCCUGGUUGUGGCUGCACGGUAGAUUUCUCAGUUCAAUAAAGGUCUGGAUGUGAGUAAACUUUAAAUCCUUGUACUUACUUUACUAUACCUUCAGUUGUGACAAUAAACUUAUCUUAUUCUUUAUUUUACUCGUCUUAGACCCCUAUGUCACCUACAAUAUAGCUCACGGUUUUUGAUGUCACUACCAUAUCUGUCCAUUGCCAUAUCUGGUCAUUACCAUAUCUACCCAAGUAUCGGAAACGAUCCCUGUACCUUUGUCUGACGACUGGAGUUUGGUAGUUAGGUCCCAUAACACACAUCUGUGCUAUAUUUCGUUGAGUCAUAUCCAUAGCUUCAUUAGCAUUAACGGUGUAAAAUAUAUACAUCAUCCUGGAAUGUUAGUAGCGAGUCCACAGGUCAUCCUGGAAUGUUAGUAGCGAGUCCACAGGUCAUCAUGUAAUGUUAGUAGCGAGUCCACAGGUCAUCCUGGAAUGUUAGUAGCGAGUCCACAGGUCAUCCUGGAAUGUUAUAAACAGCAUCUGAAAUUUCGGCCUUAUUGCGAAAUAUGUUAUUUAAAGUGGAUUCAUUUUAUCGAGUUGGUAGACACAAAGUAUAGUUCGCCGAAAUUGCACGUAUGUUUUUUUCCACCGGAACAUAUAAAGGCAAAAUAAAAUAAAACAAAAAAGAAUGAAAAAAUGUAAACGUUGCACUAUACAAUGACCAUAUUAAACUGCAAUUACCUCUCGUCGAUUCUGUCUUUGUUGAUUCGCAUAGAUUUUCUUAUUUAGUCUUGACGUGGUCGUUUCAACGCGACAAGUUUCGGUCUAAUAAACGGUUGUACCUUCUACACAAGUCUUUCAUACUCUCACGUACCGAAUUGGACGCGUUAAACACAUAUCGCGUUUGCUUUUAGGUGUUGACUUCAUGUACCGCGUUGGCUAUUUGGCGUUAGGCAUAACUUCUACCAUGUUCGAUACUUGGCAUUAACCUUGUAUACCGCGUUUGGUAUUUGGGGUUUACCUCUUUUACCACGGAAGAUACCGGGCGUUAGGCUUAGGUACCGGGAUUUAGCGACAGUACUGGGCUUUAGUCUAGAUACUGGGCGUUAGCCUUAGAUACAGGGUUUUAGCGUUAGUUACUGGGCUUUAGCCUAGAUACUGGGCAUUAUCCCAAGAUACAGGGUUUUAGCGUUAGUUACUGGGCUUUAGCCUAGAUACUGGGCGUUAGCCUUAGAUACAGGAUUUUAGCGUUAGUUACUGGGCUUUAGCCUAGAUACUGGGCGUUAUCCCUAGAUACAGGGUUUUAGCGUUAGUUACUGGGCUUUAGCCUAGAUACUGGGCGUUAGCCUUAGAUACAGGAUUUUAGCGUUAGUUACUGGGCUUUAGCUUUAGGUACGGGGUUUUGGCGUUAGGCACUGUGUGUUAGCCUUAGGUACGGGGUUGAGUAUGUGGCGUUGGCCGUAUUUAGCGACGUCUAUACACGUACAUGGCGAUAUGCUUUACAUCCUUUCGUACCUACCUACACAGAUCUUACUAUUGCGUUAUAUGCCGAAAAUAGAUCCUCUUUACUGAACAAUAGUUAUAUUACUUUAACCUCAAAGCGGUUUGCCAUUAAAACAUCUAUUUUGUUUAUUCUCAUCAUAAUAAAUACAUAUUCAAAAUAUCAUGCCAUCAAAUGCAAAAUGAUGUUGGUCACCAUUGUUUAACUGCAAUAUUGGUAUUAUGCGUACUGUAAAAUACCUAUUAUCAUUAUCGAGAAAAAAUUGUUUAACAAUUUCAGCUGCUCAUAUAUUUUAUGUUAUAUGUUGAUAUAUAUAUAUAUAGAUAUAAAAAUAUAUAAGCGUUUGAGAUGAGGACGGGCGAGGUGCCGGUAUUAUAAGCUGGACAGAGACCCUAUUGUUGUAUGUAAUGAGCUACUGUUAUUAUUUGUUUAUUAUGUAAAAAGUAAAUACUGCUGAACAUAACAGCCUUCAAAGUGA